CUCCCGCUGCCCCGCUCCCGUUCCCGCCGCUCCCGCUCCCUCCCCCUCCCCUCCGGGAGCCGCUGGCGUCUGGCGCCGGGAGCCUCCCCGUUGCCGCCGCUGCUCCCGCAUGGAGCCGCCCGUCUGAGGGACGGUCCGCGGCCGCCCCGCCCUCGCUCCAGGUGAUGCCGGCCACCGGGGUGACGAUGCCGCCGGCGAGGCGGCGGCGGCCACUGCUGAUGGAGGAGGUGGUGAUGAUGGUGAUGAUGAUGGGCUCCGCCGCCCGGCCCUGCCCCUGAGCGGCAGGGAAGCGCCAGCGGCCGGCUCCCCUCCUCCCCCGAGAUCGCCCGGCUCCCCCCGGCCGCCGUCCUCGAUGUCUCCACCGCGGCGCGGAGCUCCCUUCGCCGCCUCCCCGCCCUCUCGCUCCUCGCCGCCGCCGUCUCCCUCCCGCCCCGCGGUCCGGCGGCUGCCGGACCCCGCCCGGCGGCGGCACCAUGAAGGUGGAAGCGGGGGACAACUCCAUGAUCAACCUGUCGGUGCAGCAAGUGCUGAGCCUGUGGGCUCACGGCACCGUCCUCCGCAGCCUCACGGAGAUGUGGUACUGGGUUUUCCUCUGGGCUCUCUUCUCCUCUCUCUUUGUCCAUGGUGCUGUGGGAGUAUUAAUGUUUGUGAUGCUGCAGAGACAUAGGCAGGGGAGGCUGAUAUCUGUCAUUGUGGUCAGCAUUGGAUUUCUGGGUUCUAUAACUGGAGCAAUGAUAACCAGUGCUGCAGUAGCUGGAAUUUACAGAGUAGCAGGAAAGAAUAUGGCUCCCCUAGAAGCUCUUGUCUUUGGCGUUGGACAGACAGUACUGACAUUAAUUAUCUCAUUUUCAAGAAUUCUCGCGACGCUUUGAAACUCAUGUAGAAAGGGGGGAGAAAAACAUCUUUAAUCUGAAGAGAAGCUUCCUGACAGUGGAUUCAUCAGCUUAUGAACUCCAAUUCUAGUGCAAGGGGAAGGAAGCUAUGUGGAAAGUGCACUACAAAUCUCGGGGCUCAGUCAAAUGAGCAGGCUGUCCUCUAGUGUUGGAACUGCUGCACUCCUGCACUGCGCCUUAACGUGCCUCUGUCACGGCAGAUCCCUGUGUGCCAAGCAGAGAUGGAGCACCUCCAGCAGCUGCCAGGCAGGUCCAUGCUUGGUGGUGGGAUCACUGUCCUUAACACCUUGGAAUGAAACAGAGGGGCCAUCCUGAAAGUUGCUCCGUGUGCCAAACUUGGGGUUUAAUUCUGAGGGGGUGGCUGGGUAAGCUCUGGAAUGUAGAGGAAUUCUGUGAAUGUGCACAAUUCUCCUUGAAUUCAGGUGAAAUAGCAAGAUAACUGACUUUUGUGCAUUAGAAGAAUCUCUCUGGAUGCUGAAUAUUCCUGUUCAGCAUUCAAAAAAACGGUUAGAUCUGUUUCAAAAUGUAGAUUAAUUUUGAUGGGGUUUAAGAACCACAGCUUUAACAACCCUGGUGUAAUGAGCACUAUGUGAAGAAUGGCUCGUGGCAGUUUUGUUCCUUGGCACAUUUCUUUGUGAUUUUAGCCUGUCAGAAAUCAGGAGUUUAAGGUGACUGUAUGAAGGCUAUUAAGUACAAGCUGUUGUGUAUGCACAAACAAAUCUUAAACCGAUGUUUUCCUUGAAAUUACUUUGUCUUAAGCAUACAGAUGGCUACCAGCCCUUCUGCAAACCUCAGAAAAAGGGUAUGCAUUGCAAAUAAACUCCCUAUAUUUAAUUAAGCACUGGUAGGACCCUUACCCUACAUGUAUUCUGUAAGGAAAACACAAAUACAACAAACUCUCAGAGAAUACAUCUAUGAGGAAAAUAGAAAGGGUUAACAAUAUGAUAUCUUCGUUUUCUAAUGAACAAAAAUAUUAAGUGUAAUAAAAUGGUUACCAUACUCCAAAAAUUUGUAAGUGGGGCAGCACUAAUGUAUUUACUACCUUGUUUCUGAAUACUUUGUAUCUUUGGAAAGAUUAAGAUACCUGGAACUUUCAAAUACUUAGCUUUCAGUGGUUUGUGCUUUUCUAGUUUAAAAGGGACUGAGUGGUGUUGUGCAUGUGAAAUGUCAUAAAUGUGAGUGUUUGGAGUAAAGAGAAAUUUUAAGUCUAAUGACUAAUUAUUUAUGAAAUACAAAAUUUAAAGGGCAAAAAGUUCUGUGAAUAAGGAAUCUUUUACAUCUUCUCUCAGCUUAAGGCUUUUCAUCAGUUGUCUCUUAAUGAUGACGGGGAGUCAAUCACUCAAAGGUUUUGCUGUUAUGAUGUCAAAAAGACUUUCAGGACUGUCACAAACACUGGCACCUACUGCACACCUAAAAGAAUAUGUUUAAAAUGUAACUUGCAAUCCAGUCAUUGCUUAGUACUUUAAAAUAUAAUGAAUUAACCUGUCUGCCUUUAUCUUAAUCCACAUACCUUUCUUUAAAGUACUAGAAAUGCUAAUAGUAUUUGUUUUCUUUGAAAGCAUCAAAGUCCUGUUUGGAAAGCGUACAAAAUUGUGGGCUUUGCAGGGAACAAGUUAAAAUAUAGGUUUAUAAAUAUUUUCAGUGUUAUUUUUACUUCUAAUUGCUUAAAAAAUGUAGCUGAAUACAUAUACUGUCAUUGUUUUUGAAUGUCUUCAAAAACUUUCCUGUGGUUUGUUUUUUUUUGUCAUUUGUCUUUUAUUUUUGCUUAUCAUUUUUGGCACACAACCAUUGCACUUUAAUAGACAAUGAAAUUAUGACAUCUGUAACAAGCAAUUGAAACUUCUCCCCAUUGUCUUAAAUUGUGAGAAAACUGGUUUCAGGUAUUUAAGUUAAAUUGAAUAAUAAAGUGAUUAAGAUAUUUCUCCUAAUGUGCCUUGUUACAUAUAUGUCUAGGGGAGAGGAUUUAAAAAAAAUUGUCACAUCUUCAUUCUUGUUCUAUUUUAAUUAUUUCUAAUUAAUUUGGUUACUUGAUACAGUGUCCUGUUCAACAGAGUUUAAAACAUUUUAUUUGACAACCUGGAAAUGCUUGUCUGGAUCAAAACCAACCACAUCACAAAGAACUGUUUUCAGUAAUUUAGACUGUCUCAUGCCUUUAUUUCACACUGAAACUAAUUCACAGAUUCCAAAUUUCCUUGAACACCUCAAUUCUUAAUUUUUAUAGGAGGCUAUUAUGCUGCCACUGGUCAGUGGCUGGCUGUCUUUCUCUAAGUUAAACUACAGCAGACUGCUGCCAACUGAUGAGAUACAUAUGCUUGUAUUGAUGAGCUACAUUCUUCAUUUUAAUUACUGUGCCAGUGAAGUUGUUGCCACUGUAACUCUUCCCCUCGGACAAGGAGGCAUCUUUGCAGGUUUUAAGCUCCCUUUCUCCAAAUAAUUUUUAUUGCAUAGGUACUUGUAUUCACUUUUAAAAUGUUAAAUGUGCUUAGCUCUCUCUGCAUUGUGUGGCAUUAUUGCCUGGAAACAAGGGACAGGCAGAUAAUAUAAUGCUUAAGUGGCCUAACAGGGACAAGGCUUUAUUUGACAGAAGUUUGAUUUCAGCUCUUUCUUGUGAGGAGUUUAUAAUGAUGAAAAGUUUGUCUGUGAAGUGUUCUUUGAUCACAGCAUGAACUUACUGCUUAAUAACUCCAGCAGUGAAAGAAAGUGAGAGUGGCCUUAUGUCUGCAAAACUUGGAACUUUCAUUCCAUAUCCCUGUUAAGCUUUAGUCAGUGUUUAUGUGUGUGUGUGUGUGUAUAUAUUUGAAUGAAUGGUGGCUUUGUGGAGUUUGUUUUAUACCUGACACACGCUAACAACUGAAAUAGCUUUUCCAAUAAAAAAUAAAAUUACUUUAGAUAGCCUCCCCUCCCCCUUCCCCUCUUAAUGAAGCUACAAAGACAUCUUUGUGUGUGAAUGGCGCUGAUGGUACCCUGGUUCACCCUUGGACAAUGCAGUAUUGUCCACACAGGAUGUUUUAGCACUAUCUUCAAUCAGCUCUGCCUGUCUCUGCAUUGUAUCAAAGUGCACAUUCUGCAUUGUGCAGAACAAAUAAUGCAUCGACACAAUUUAAUAUUUGGAAGAAGGGGGAGUACUGAAUAUAUUAUUUAAUGUGGAAAAGGUACUGGUUUUUUAGAAGCUGAUGCUAUCAAAGAUUCAAGCAUUCCACACACUUUCAAUUUAAUAAUAUGAUCAUAGAAUUGUAAAAUACCAGGUUGGAGGGGACCUCAAUGAUGGUCUGGUCCAACAUUUCCUGUCAAGAGUAUGAUCUAGACAAGGUAGCCCAGCACCCUGACCAGCCAAGUCUUUAAAGUUUCUAUUGCCACUCAUCUUUUCCAUGUGACUGCUUGUAAUAAGGAGUCUCUUCUUUGUAGCCACACUUUGAAAAUUGGAAUAUGGUGAUAAAGUCUCCCUUAAGCCUUCUUUCUUCAUGAAUCAACCCAGUUCUUUGCCUUUCUUCAUAUGUCAGGUUUCCCAGACUGUUGAUUAUCCCUGUGGCCUUUCUCUGGAGCCUUUCCAGCCUGUCCAUGGUUUUGUGUGUUUUUUGCAUGUCACAGACCAAAGCUCAACACAGAGAGCCCAGUAUUGCAGGUGUGGCCUGUCAAGUGGCUGAGAGAGAUAAUGGUGAUUUUCUCUCUGCUGGUGAUGCCUUUGUUGAUCCAGUUGGCUUUCUUUGCCAUAACAGCACACUGCUCACUCACAUGGAGCAGCUUGUUCACCAGGAUCCCCAGAUCCCUUUCCGCAGAGCUGCUCCUCAGACAGGUCCAUCCCAGCCUGUGCUGCACUCCUGGAUUGUGUUUUGCCAAGUGCAAGAUCUUAUCCUUUUGUUUGUUGAACUUUCUGAAGUUCUCUGUACAUCCUAUCAAUGUCCUUUUAGUUCUCAAUGUGUAUCUUUCUGCUUUUCCAUUUCUGGUACACUUCUUUUCUGGAUUUGAGCAAAUUCAGAUGUUCACAGUUAAGCCAAGGAGGUCUCUUGCUCUGCCUCUUUCCUGACCUUAAAGGGGAUGAACUGGUUUAGUGUUUCCAGGAGACUGUUGGUGAAAAACUCCCAGCACUUUCUCCUCCCUUCCCAUGGGCUAUGAACAUAGUGAAGUUUGCUCUUCUAAAUCUAAAAUGUUUGUUCGUUGACCUUCAGCAUGCUCAGCAGUAUCCCACUACCGUGACCAUGGCAGCCGAGGCUGUUGCUGAUUGGGGUUUUACAAAGCAGGUUUCCUUGGCUUCUGAGUAGCAAGUUCAGCAGUGCCUCACCCUUGAUUGGCACAUCUAACAAUCUGUAUUCCAAAUAUGUCCUCUACAUACCACAGGAAUGCGAUGGAUAACGUGGGAUGCUGUACUGUUCUUCCAAAAAGUGUCUAGGCAGCCAAAAUCACCCAUAGAACCAGGUUCUGUUGACCCAAAGCUUUCUUAAGUGACCCAAAUAUUGUUUCAUUGGUGUUUUUUCCUCAGUUUGGAGGUCAGUAGCAGACGCCUACUUGGAGAUUCCCCUUGCAGACGACCUCUCUCACCUUGACUCGGGCAUUCAAUAGAGUUUCCACAAUCUCUGUGCAUUGAUAUGCAGAUACUGGAGGUGGCUCUUUUGGGAAGCAGCUAAGGAGCAUUUGGCACUGUUCUGGGUGGCUUGACUUAUUCCCCAAAUCAAAAAAUUCUGUUUUGAUUCAAAACUUGCAGCUAUGUUUCAGGAAAAAAAUCUUCCAAAAAUUAUUGUCUUUAAAUUUCUGGGUAAUUUUGAGUUUAUGAAACUAAGCUGUGUGCUAUGGCUAGCCAUGAUUUGCUGUUGACUUUUUUUUUAAGAAACCAAUAAUUUAACCAGUUUUGAACUAUCAAAAUGGAUCUGAUUUUGUCUAAAAGAACUUUCUAUUUUUGAAGUACACUGUUUUGAUUUUGAUAAAGAAAAUAAUGUUUCCCUCUCAAUAUAUUGUACAUUGAUAUUUAUUUUGCUUACAAUUUGUAUUUGAGUUCUGUUGUGGGGGGCACAGAUAUAAUGCCAUUUGAGCAGAAACUGUAAUGGAGUCUGAGCUCUAAUAACUAUAAGGAUUGGGUCUUUUUGUUUUAAUUUAUGUAUUUUAUGCACUAGGCAUAUUUUAAUAAUGCCUUGCCUGCAUUAAAUCUAAGUAUUUAUACCAUGAGCAUAUUAAACUGGAUGUUUUUGUACACAGCCACAUCACACGUGUGUAAUUCCAGAUGAAUAGACACAAUAGUAUUGCUUGGUGUAGUGAAUUGUGGAUUAAUCAGUUAGCCUCCCUCCCCAGAAAGUAUGUGACUCUAAUAAGGCCUAGAAAUGCAAUUGUGAACCUGAGAAUGUUUUUCAGCUGCUCUUCUGUUUCUAGAAAUAGUUUUUUAUUGUGUGUGUAUUUCAGUUAAGGGGAAAGACAUGGAGAUAGGUCACAGUUGUCAUCCUAAUAACCAAUCUAAUUCCAAGCAAUUUGAGACAAAAUGGAAUUCUGAAUGUUGUUCAUAAAUUAUGAUGGAGUGUUACAUACACAAAAAUGCUAAAGCAUAACUUUUUUUCAGAGUUACCAAAAUUUAACAUACAUAACAACUGCACCAGCAUAUUGAAGGGGUACCUUUUGAAUUAUAACUUCUAGUCUUUAGACUGGGAGCAGCCCAAGGUGGAAAGACUGUUCAAAUCGUCAGCUGAAGUAAUAAAUGUUCUUUGAGUAGAGAUGAAUUUAACAGAGCUGAACAUUUGUUUUGAGUCAGUGGGAAAAGUAUUCUGUCCUCUGUUACAGCAGUGAAAUCUUCAUCUGGGUUCAUUAAUUUGUAUACGUAGCUGCACAUAAUUUUGGGAAAAUGAAGUUAUCCUAGAAAGUAGAAUUCAACCUGAGUACAUACAUUUGAUAUCCUAAAAUUGUGACAGAUUUUGUCCUGAAGCAUGCUGUUUCUGCUGUUUCCUACAACUGUGCCUGAAGUUACAGAUGAAAUUCAAGCUGUGUAUUAAUUCUAAAUGUAAUCACAAAGACAUCUCAAAGCCUGUGAAGAUGUAUUACUGCUUGGGGUAUUCUCCCAGUGUAGUAGGUAUAAAAACAAUUGUGCUCUAAAAAAAUGAUCUAAAGUAUUUUCCUUCAGGAAUGCACAUUUUGUCACUUCUGGUUGCUCGUCUUGUAGUUACUGAAGACUUUAGGAAGCUACUGCAUGAAUCCUAGCAGGAUUUGAUAGCUGUUGAAGAGAAUGGAUAUUAUGUCCUUUUGUCCUUCUUCUGUGGACCAAAACACGAACUCUAAGGCAAAGUAAAAACUGAAGAGACAUUUUCAGUAAAGUAAACAAUACUUGAUUGAUACAAAUGACAUUCCUUUUGAUUUGAGACUUAACUCUCUAGGCUUACUUGAGAAAUUUAGUAUCAACACUGCAAAACCCACUUUGGAUUAUCCACCAAUAUAAGGUAUAUGGGAGCUAAAAAUCUAAAACCUUUCAAAAUUACUUGGCUAGAAGUUUUCCUUCUUUGAAAUGUGCCUAGAUUUUAUACAGAUAAUGGAGUUCUGAAGGUCCUUCAUAUUUUGGGUGUUUUAGAGGAUAAUCAGGUAUCUAUAGAACUAAACUUUUGACUGUGACAAUAUAUAGAAUAGCACACAAUUCUUCAGAAGUGCUUACAGAAGCCACUAAGAAUAAAUACCUAUUUUACCAUUAGAAAAAGUAUUUAUCAUCUGUAUUGAUUACUUUAACAGUUGUACUAUAAGCUUUACAAAUACAAGUAUUGUAACCAUUUGGAUUUGGCUGAACAAAUAGGAGGAGAAGAAAAUGGGAAUUUGAAAAUCUUUAAAAAUGACAAAGGUAAAAAAAUAUUCAUUAGUCCAUUGACAGACUGGUGCUCCUUCAGUACAGCUUUUCAUCAAGCAUGAAUUAACCAAUAGAACAUUGUUGGUGUCUCACUAGAAACUGUCUUGUUGAUAGAAUGCAUUCUUCAAACUUGUAUUAGAAAUAGAUGUUCAUAUCUUCACUUUAUGAAGUUACCUAAGCUAAAGUGUUGUGACUUAGGCAAAGUUACGAAGCUGAAAGAUAGCAACAACAGUGCUGGAGAAGAGUGAUUUAACAUUUAGUUGAUUUAUGCUUUGUACAGGACUCUGUUAUGGUGUGCAAAAGGUACUUGUUUUGAGUGGUGGAUGUACUGCAUGCUCAUGUAAUAGUUUAGCUCCAGUUAAAAAAGAUGGCAUUUAAGUUGUAAAUACUGUACACUACUAUAUUUCAUUUUUUUAAGCAACUUUUUUAUUUCCCUGUUUGUGUACAGUUCUCUAUGUACAUAUUAAAAAACCUAAAACAAACAAACUGCAACAUUUUGAGAAACUUUUGUAGUUAUCUUUUGCAUUUUAAUUGUGUUAACAACCUAAAUAUGUCCAUUCAGCUGUCUGUUUAGUUUGAAGUUUUCAUUGCAUGCUUUCAGGUUCUUUGAAAAACAGCAAUAACAGUUGGACAAUUAUUUAAAGUAAAACAUUCUUCUGCACAAUUUCCACUUCCAUUCUUUAGAAUGCAGACACAGUGGAACAGUUGUCCAAUUGUAAGAUUUAAAGAAUCGUUAAGUAAUUAUUUAUAUUUAUUUUGUUUUUGGUGGUAGGAAAUGUCUCAGCUUAUAAACAGAAUUUGCAAGUUAAACAUGGUUUUUUCUCAUGCUCAUUUAUUUAACUAAAAUUUUCUAUUAAAAUAUUUUCAUAAACUUUCUGUAGCUUACUGCAUGUUCUAACUAAUCAUGAAGCCAUUUGUCAACCUCUAUAUUAAAUACUCGGACAACACAAGUUAUACAUUUUGUGAAUCUGGUUGAAAUGUACAGAUGUACACAUAAAAUAAAGCUAAAAUUAGCAA
Messenger RNA from Pyrgilauda ruficollis (rufous-necked snowfinch), 8715 nucleotides. RefSeq names its product transmembrane protein 170B (gene TMEM170B). The record is from RefSeq and is a predicted model, not a curated record. Lineage: Eukaryota; Metazoa; Chordata; Aves; Passeriformes; Passeridae. Gene Ontology annotation, cellular component: plasma membrane. Bases 474 to 872 code for a protein of 132 amino acids. The transcript has 3 exons. Gene Ontology annotation, biological process: negative regulation of canonical Wnt signaling pathway.